GAUCAACUACUUGGUACGCUUUCAUUUUUCUGCCCAUGUGCUAUUUUAGAUACCUCGUUCUGUCGUUCUUGUUUUUUAAAUCAAAAUCAAAAUGUAAUUUGAUAAAACUCGUGGAUUCAAAGUAACGUUGUAAUUAGUGAUGAAAAGAACGAUCAAAGCAAAUCAUCAAUGCUAUUGUAUCUAUUAUUGAAAGUGUAGAUCAUAGAUUCCAAAAAAUGACCAAAAAAAAGUCCAUCCUUGACGUUUUUACUCAAAUUUCUUCCGAACAUGAGGCUUCUAGACCAGAUUUAUGUCUUCGUUUAUGGAAUCAUCUGAAUAAACCGUUUGAUAAAAUUUCUAAUGAGAUUUUAGACGAAGAAAAUGAUGAAGAAACAGAAUCAAAGAAAGCUCCCAAAGAAGUUACUUAUACACUUGGAAGAUUAGUUCAAGGCUUGGGUUCACCUCGAGCUCAUAUCAGGAAAUGUUAUUUUUCUACUCUUGUGUCAAUUCUUUCCAAUUGUGGUCGAAGUUUUGGUCCUGUAACAUUGAUUUACUUCAAGUCAAUUAUUGAUAAACAUUUGAGCAAAUUUGAAUCUAAAGGGGAGAAAGGAGAAAUUUUAACCGGAAGAAUUUUAGCGUAUGGAGUAGCAUUCAGAUCUAAAAUCUUUUUAAAUUCAAGUGUAGAUGUGCAACAAGAUGUCAUCAUUGAUAUGUUGACCAAAUGUAAAGAACGCUCGUAUUUACCAUUGUUGGCGUACACAUUUUUAGUAGAUUUUUUGCAUACGAUCGAUGAAAGUACAUUUAAAACUGUGAUAUGGCCUGUGUUAGUAACUGAAAUAUUAGUAAAUUGGCAAUCACAAACGUUCGAAACACUUUAUUGCUUGCUCGAAGUGCAUAACAAGUAUCCUCAUUUGUUCAAAAAGAAAAUGAUUUUGUCUGCUGUGCAUUCGCAUACAAUAUUACAUGAAGAAACUAUUGGAAAUGUCGUCAAUAUGUUAAUUAACGUGAAUUGGGAGCCACGCUUGAAACAUCCGUUGUAUAAAACGAUCUGUGUGACAUUGGCGCAAGAGGAUAAUUCCGAAUUGUUGACGUUAUUUUGGACUGAAGUUGAAAACAUUCUGUACAAUUCUCCUACCAGAAUACAGCAGUUGGCCGUUUUGAAUAUAUUUUCUCUUCUGAUGCAACAUUUACAUUUGGAGAAAAUUAUGAACCUAUUGACCCAGAACUUUGUGAAUUACUUGAUAAAUUCGUGCAAGCUCACUGUUGCUAAAACUGAUAAAUUAACUUCGAGCGUUAAAACCGCUUUACAACUUGUCAUUUCCCGAGCUACCGAAAAAUCGGAGGAAUCUGUAUCUGCGCUUAUAUACCAGCUUUUAAGUAAACUUUUAUUCGAGUCUGGUCAUCUAUUAGUUGAUAAAGUCACCGGAUUGAAAAUUGUUUUCCCUUGUAUUGCUAAAUUGAAUGCUGAAGAAGUGAAACUGAUGGCUGCGAAUUGUGAAAACGUUAUCUUACUAAGUAAGAAAAGUACUGUUCGAUGGACUUUCAAAGAUAGAUGUUAUGCCACCCAACUUCUAGCUAGAUUGAUCAGUCAUCCUCAAAGUCAAGAUAUGAAUUGGAAAAUUAAACAUCUAAAAUUCAUGCUGAAGAACUCGCUAUUCACUAGUGGCUCGGAAGAUGGUGGUCACGUCAGUAAUGAAUUAGCUGGCGUGUUGAAAAAUUCAUUUUUUACGGCUUUGGGUCACCAAUUAUCUCAUUUGGAAAAUCAUCGUAUGAUGUUGAUUUCUCUUGUGUAUUAUAUCGAUAAUAUGCUUGUAAAUGGUAAAAGCGAAUUAAGAGCACCUCUAUCUGAUGAAGUUUUAGAGUGUUGGAAAAAAACCAUGAGUAAAAUUCAGAGAAUUGAUCUGAAAAUCAAUGAAACUGCGGAGAGAAAAACCGUCAUGUAUGUGUUUCAUACGUUAUUUCUGCAGAUGGCUUUACAUCUAUUUGUAGAUGCUGAAGUAGCUCGUGAUAUAUUGAAGGAGUUGAAUAAAUGUUAUAAGAAGGAGAAAAGACAAUUCGAUGGGGUGCAAUGUGAAGAAAAACGCCAAAAAAACCACUCAGAAGAUCCCGAACCAAAAUGGAUCGAUAUUGCUGUUGAAUUAUUUUUAUCGCUGUUAUCUCGAGAUACCUUUUUGCUUCGGCAAUUGAUAUCGAGAAUAUUUCCUCAUUUCUGUCCAUAUUUAACAGCCCAAGCUUCGUCUCAAAUUUUGGAGGUAUUGAAUCCUGCGUCGAAAAAUAUUUUAACCGAUGGGCUCGAAGAAUCUGAUGCCGAUGGAAGUGACGUGAAUGAUGAAGAAGAUAAUGACAACGAUAUGGAAGUUGAUGAUUAUGACGAAAGUGAUUCAAACAUAGAAGAAGACGAAGAUUUUGAAGAGAAUGCCAUUGAUAAAACAAGACGUGCUGUUAGAGAUGCUUUAGGUAUCGCUGGUAGCGUGACGGAUACGGAAUCAGUUGAUCUAGAUGAUAUGGACGAGGAAGAAGGAAAAAGAUUGGAUUUGGCAUUAUCUGAAGCAUUCAAAUCAACCCAUCAAAAGUCGCAAAAUAAAAAUAAAAAACAAUCAGCCAGUGAUAAAGCACUGACAAAUUUCAGAAUUAGGGUAAUGGAUCUUGUUGAUAUUUAUCUUGAUAAUGAUCCUCCUUUGGCUUUAGUUUUGGAUACAAUUCCAAUACUUUUCUCGUUACUUGAAUUUUGUAUUAAGGAUUCUCACCAAAAACCUUUAGAAACACGGAUCAGAUCUACUCUCAAGAAAAUUGGUAAUUUAAAAAAAUGCGCGAAUGUUGAUGAAGUUGGAGUGAAGAAUGUCGUUGACGUUUUAAGAAAUUUAAUAAAUAAAGGAGAUCGAAGCGCUCCUGUAUUUUUAGAUUUAUCUCUCAACAUGAGCGAAUGUUCUGCAUUUUUAUUGAGAAUGGGAAUUCAGAUUUCCAGUGACAAAAAAGGAAAGAAAAUUGGGAAUGCAUUAUGCGAUGUUUUUGUCGGAGCUCUUACAGACUUUUUUUCGAAAAGAGAUUGUCUUCUACCUUUAAAUUUGUUUGAGAAUAUAUUAUUAAAAAUAAGUUGGAUAGGAAAUAUAAAACUGUGUGAACGUAUCGUAUCGAAUGCUUUCGAUUCUUCUGUUAGAGGAUUCCGCAGAAAUCAAGCCUUAACUUUGCUGUUCUGUUUUUAUAAAAAUACCCGUCUAAUAUCGACGUUGAAAGAAACUGAAAAUAGAGAAUACGCCAGUUUAGAAGAAAAUAUUAUAAAUCACACCAUAAAUUUGUUAAAUUCCCUAAAGAAAGAAGAUUCGCAUAAAUCGAAACCUACUUUUGUAUCUGAAUUGUUUUCACUCUUAUAUGCCAUCAGAAGCAGUAAGUUUUGCGUAGAAGUUCAAAAAUGGGGAAACUUGGCGCAUUUAUUGCAAUCAUUUUUGAACAAUGGUUCCCUUGGAUUCAAUGUUCCCCGCAAGUAUAUUACUAAACUUUGCUCAUUGCUGAAAAUUCAAAUUUCACCCAAACUCAUCGAUUCUCGUAAACGGAAACGAGAAGAGGAAAAUACUGAACGAAGUAAAACAAUUGUGAAGAAUGGAUACAUCAAUGAUUCUGAUAAUGAAAUCGAUGGAAGUACUCAAGAAGUAAAAAAUGAAAAUACGGUCAACAAAACAGUAAUUAAAAAAAAGAAGAGUAAAAGAAAAACAAAGGAACAUUUCUAUUCAAAAAAGUUGAGGAACGAAACUUUAGCGAAUGAUGUUGAAGUUUUUAAUUUUAGUAAAGCCGGUAUCUUGGAAACCUGAUAAUAUCUUGACUUUAAAAUAAAUUUUUAUAUCAGUUA
This is a messenger RNA of Planococcus citri (citrus mealybug), 3823 nucleotides long. It is a transcript of the gene Mybbp1A, whose product is annotated as MYB binding protein 1a. The record is from RefSeq and is a predicted model, not a curated record. The transcript is spliced from 19 exons. Gene Ontology annotation, cellular component: nucleolus. The coding region runs from base 216 to 3785 and encodes 1189 amino acids. NCBI's taxonomy places the organism in Eukaryota, Metazoa, Arthropoda, Insecta, Hemiptera, Pseudococcidae. Gene Ontology annotation, biological process: regulation of DNA-templated transcription. Gene Ontology annotation, molecular function: transcription corepressor activity; sequence-specific DNA binding; RNA binding.